AUCGGUGUUCGGCAAAAUCCCGCGGAUGGGCGCGAUGACGAAAGAGUUUCAUGAAGACAUGAACAUACCUAUCUAGAAACACCUCUGGAAGUCGUCUGAAGCCUCAAACGCCUCCCCUCUGUGGCUCCUCUCCCCUCUUUGGCUCCUCUAUCUACCAAUACACGGGCGCGCUACAUAUUACAAAUAGAAGUGCGUUUCGUUGCUUCUCAGUCCGCGCACAUCGGAAGUUCAACACAAGACCGACGAAACUCAAAAGGUCGAUUGCAUUAACGACCCGUGGGCCGUGGAGUCUAGACACAAUUCGGCUGGCCUGCUGAAGUGCUCAACAAUGCGCGUCUUGACUAUCAAAGGACAGAACUUCAUUGAUGAACAAGGUCGUAGUGUUCAGCUUAGAGGGAUCAAUCUCUCUGGCGAUUCCAAAUUACCAAAAAGCCCGGAUCUUCCUUCCCAUCAAUUGGAGCAUUUCUGGGACGCUGACAACAUAAGCUUCGUCGGGCGGCCCUUUGAGCUAGCGGAAGCAGAUGCGCAUUUAUCACGCAUUAGGGGAUGGGGUUACAAUAUUGUUCGCUUCGUUGUGACGUGGGAAGCAGUAGAGCACGAGCGACCUGGCAAGUACGACGAGGCUUAUAUCGAUUAUUUGAUUCAGGUGCUGCGUAAAUGUGGCCAGCAUGGUCUAUAUGUCCUUAUGGAUCCUCACCAAGAUGUUUGGUCUCGGUUCUCUGGCGGCUCGGGCGCGCCACUUUGGACGCUCAUAGCAGCAGGCAUGAAUCCGCUCAACUUUGAAGUAACGGAGGCAGCACUUGUGCACAACACGUCGAAGGUCCCCGAGGCCUUUCCAAAGAUGAUCUGGGCGACCAACUAUCAACGUUUGGCCGCUGAGACCAUGUUCACCUUAUUCUUUGCAGGACGACACUUUGCACCAAAUGCAAUUCUGGAUGACCAAAACAUCCAAGAUUAUUUGCAGAACCACUUCAUUAGUGCAAUGCAGCAUGUCGCGCGACGCAUUGUGGAUGCGGGUGACCUAGCCGGCAACGUCGUCAUCGGUUGGGAAUCCCUCAAUGAACCCAACAGAGGUCUCGUCGGCCUGCCAGAUCUUUCUUGCGUCGAGAAAGAGCAGCACAACCGCCGAGGCACAUGUCCGACUCCAAUGCAGAGCUUUGCUACAGGAGCAGGAUUCGCUCAAACCAUUGACGUCUGGGCAUUCGGGUCUAUGGGUGCAAAAAAGAGUGGAACCACUGUGGUCGAUCCGCAGGGCACUUCAGUUUGGCUGGACAAGAAUUAUGACGACAGCCGAUAUGGCUGGAAGCGGCACGCAAAGUGGCAACUUGGUCGUUGUAUUUGGGCGCAGCAUGGCGUCUGGUCAGAAACGGAUGUCCGAUUGCUCAAACCCGACUACUUUUCACGCGGGCCAGGCGGAGUCAAGUUGAACAUGGCACAAUUCUUGCAGCUGUUCUGGCUCGAUCACUUUAGGGCGUACAAAAGCGCUAUUCGCGAAGUGCACGAAAUGGCCAUCAUCUUUUGUCAACCACCAGUUCUGGAGGUACCGCCGAUAUUUUCAAAAAAGGAUCAAGCAGAUACGCAAAUUGUAUAUGCGCCUCAUUACUACGACGGCUUAACCUUGAUGAACAAAAAAUGGAAUACUUGGUAUAAUGUCGAUGUUCUCGGUGUCCUGCGGGGCAAAUAUCUUUCGCCAGUCUUCGCGGUGAAGUUCGGGCUCAGAGCUAUUCGGAAUUGUCUACGGGAUCAACUCAAGGCUAUCAGGCAGGAGGGCUUGGCAAAUCUAGGAAACUAUCCGUGCUUCUUUACAGAAAUCGGAGUUCCGUAUGAUAUGGACGGAGGUAGGGCAUAUGAAGAUGACGAUUUUAGUUCUCAGAUCGGGGCAUUAGACGCCAACAGUUUUGCAUUGGAAGGUGCCAACGCUCACUUCACCUUGUGGCAAUACUCUCCGUUGAACACGAAUCGCUGGGGAGAUCAUUGGAAUGGGGAAGACUUGAGUUUAUGGUCGAACAGCUAUGUCCAGGAUGCUGCAUUGCGCCCGUCGUCUAGCUCGAGCGAAGGCUCUUUGAAGCGCAAGUAUCUCAAAGCGCUGCCGGAGCCUUCAUUCCCAGCUACAGAGCUACGGGACUCAGGUAGUCGUGCUUGGCCAGCCUUUUUACGACCUUCGCCAGUGACAACUGCAGGAAGCGUACAGUCCUUUGGCUUUGACCUUCACAACAAGGUCUUCUCACUUGUCAUUGAGGCCAAUCAGGAUGGAGGUGCGAGCGAUAUCUAUGUGCCGCUUGCUCACUUUGAUGAGGAGAUGGUCGUGGAGCAGAGUAGCGGGAGUACCACCUUCGAUGUUGCUCGACAGGUCUUGACGUGGACCCAUGGACCGGGCAACCAGAGGCUGCACAUCACUGCAGCCAACGGUCGUGGGCACUCCAGUGGACUGUUCUGCUCAUGUGGUUGAUUGGAGAUCCGCAUCCGGGAAGUGAACACCUUGUGAUGUGACACAGCCUUCCGUUUUAUAUCCGACUCUCAAUUUAUAUAUGUGCUAUACAAAUGAAGGCAGAAAAUGCGAUAUGACUGCCACAAACGACGACAAAGCAGCCGAGCAGCGCGGUCAGGUAAGCUGUUUCCUCCUAAGCAGACCUGCUAGAACACCAUCUGGCCCUACAUACACACGUAAAUCGCACGUGUGCGGAUGGGGCCGACCA
Messenger RNA from Protomyces lactucae-debilis, 2696 nucleotides. Its product is annotated as glycoside hydrolase superfamily. NCBI's taxonomy places the organism in Eukaryota, Fungi, Ascomycota, Taphrinomycetes, Taphrinales, Protomycetaceae. Gene Ontology annotation, molecular function: steryl-beta-glucosidase activity. The transcript has 4 exons. Gene Ontology annotation, biological process: ergosteryl 3-beta-D-glucoside catabolic process. The coding region runs from base 329 to 2449 and encodes 706 amino acids. The record is from RefSeq and is a predicted model, not a curated record.